GAAUUGUUUGUAGUCACUAAAAAACCGUUUGGGUAGCUUUCAUUCUUGUAUUAAAACCAACUCUCGGGACGGACUACCAUCAAAAGCUAAGUGACUACUGCAGUAUGAUAAUAAUCCUCGUGGGUUGUCCUUGUUGGUUCAUGUCAAGAAAUGGCCGGCCUUCCUUCCACUGCACCUCCCAUUUCUCGUGUUCCUCACGCUUCUCAUCUUUGGACCAGUCUCCCUCUUCACACUGAAGGCCACGCAUGCUCAGGAUCUAAUUGUCGUCAUACCGAGCUAAAACCGGUGAUGGGAGUAGUUUUCGACAAUCAGUGACGGUCACCGGGGAGACAUCAAAUCAUUCUGAUUAUGUGCGAGAAAGUCUGGAGCGACAUGGCCAAAGUCUGAAAAACCAGGAUCUCAUUGCCAAUUUAGUACGUGGAUAUGAGUCCUAGUAAGAGGGUCCAUUUGGUUCCUCUUGUGUUUUCACCCCUUCGAUGCCGGUCAAGGCCAAGAACACGUCGGAUCCCAAGACCACGGCAUUGGCCUAUAUGGGCAUUGCCAUCGGCAGCAAGAACUUAAAGACCUUGAAACGAGAAGAGAUUGACGAAGCCUUCACGUCACAGUUCAUCGCAGCCGUCACGAUGCAGGAAUGUGCCUUGCCAUUCAUCACGAAAAUGGGAUCGAAGAGGCAAUAUCAGCGUGUUCUUCAUGAGAGCUAUCAAUUCCUGGUGAAAUAUGUGGGAGACCAGCAAGCCAUGGAAAAUCCAAAGAAGAAGGCAAAAUAAUGAAGUACGGUGCAUGUAUGCCCCACACCCCAUGCCCCAAUGAGGUGGCAUAUGAGCAUCACAAUCCCCAAAUACAUACAUCCGAUUCAAUAACACUCACACUAAUCAUUUUCCAAUCUUUACUCGAAUCGAUUUGGUUGGAAUGAAACCACUUAGUCAGCAAUGGAGAACAUCACGCAGCCGUUUAAUGACGAGCAAGCAAGUACAUGUCAUAACAUAUUUCAAACUAGUGUCUUGGGGCAGAGCGGGGCCUUAAUGUGAUGGCAUAAACAUAAGGUAACGGUUUCGUUAGGGCUUCAAACUUUGUAUGAUGAUUGAUGACUCUUGACAAAUCGAGCGGAUUACAUCUGUUCUAACGAAUGGCUUAUGCAUUGGCAUUAUUGAUAAUGGCAUCGAUCCUGGAUGGGUCCAUUAGGGACAGCCCCGCUUCUUGAAAGUCCAAACCAUCCUGAUCGCUCAGAACCUCGCCCAUGAUCGGCAUGGACGACGACCGUUUUCCGUUGCGGGUCAACAAGUCGAAGUUGGAGUCUCGUUUGCCAUUGCGAUUGAGGAAGUCGAAAUCGGAUCGCUUUAAGUCAGACGCCCACGAGGAUCGACCAUUGCGAUUCAAAAAAUCGAAGUCCGACCUUUUUCCGUUUCGAG
Tigriopus californicus is the source of this 1409-nucleotide messenger RNA. RefSeq lists its product as uncharacterized. The coding region runs from base 477 to 767 and encodes 96 amino acids. NCBI's taxonomy places the organism in Eukaryota, Metazoa, Arthropoda, Copepoda, Harpacticoida, Harpacticidae. The record is from RefSeq and is a predicted model, not a curated record. The transcript has 2 exons.